This is a messenger RNA of Symphalangus syndactylus (siamang), 1083 nucleotides long. It is a transcript of the gene AQP6, whose product is annotated as aquaporin 6. Lineage: Eukaryota; Metazoa; Chordata; Mammalia; Primates; Hylobatidae. Gene Ontology annotation, molecular function: water channel activity; nitrate transmembrane transporter activity. The record is from RefSeq and is a predicted model, not a curated record. Gene Ontology annotation, cellular component: plasma membrane; apical plasma membrane. Gene Ontology annotation, biological process: water transport; carbon dioxide transport; transmembrane transport.
UACACACACAUAACCCCAUCCGCCUGCGCCCUGCCAGUCUGACCAGCACAGUCCUGGGGACAGGAGCGUGGUGGAGGAGCUGCAGGUGGGGGCCAGAGGAGCCUCCACAGAGAACAAAAGCCAGGGUCAGCCAGAGACAGGACACCAGAAGAGACAGAGGAGAUCAGAGACCAGAGGAACAGAGAAGAGGCCCCAGAGCAAAGCAAGGAACAGCCAAGGCACCAGGACAUGGAUGCAGUGGAGCCAGGGGGACGUGGCUGGGCCAGCGUGUUGGCGUGCAGGCUUUGGAAAGCCAUCAGCAGGGCCCUGUUUGCAGAGUUCCUGGCCACGGGGCUGUAUGUGUUCUUUGGCGUGGGCUCAGUCAUGCGCUGGCCCACAGCACUUCCCUCCGUGCUACAGAUUGCCAUCACCUUCAACCUGGUCACCGCCAUGGCUGUGCAGGUCACCUGGAAGGCCAGCGGGGCCCACGCCAACCCCGCCGUGACGCUGGCCUUCCUCGUAGCCUCCCACAUCUCUCUGCCCCGUGCUGUGGCCUAUGUGGCUGCCCAGCUGGUGGGGGCCACGGUGGGGGCUGCUCUGCUUUAUGGGGUCAUGCCGGGAGACAUCCGAGAGACCCUUGGGAUCAAUGUGGUCCGGAACAGCGUCUCAACUGGCCAGGCGGUGGCAGUGGAGCUGCUUCUGACCCUGCAGCUGGUGCUCUGUGUCUUCGCUUCCACCGACAGCCGUCAGACAUCGGGCUCUCCGGCCACCAUGAUUGGGAUCUCUGUGGCACUGGGCCACCUCAUUGGGAUCCACUUCACUGGCUGCUCCAUGAAUCCAGCCCGCUCCUUCGGCCCUGCUGUCAUCAUGGGGAAGUUCACAGUCCACUGGGUCUUCUGGGUGGGGCCCCUGAUGGGAGCCCUCCUGGCCUCGCUGAUCUACAACUUCGUCCUGUUCCCCGACACCAAGACCCUGGCCCAGCGGCUGGCUAUCCUCACAGGCACCGCAGAGGUGGGGACAGGGGCAGGGGCAGGGGCAGGGGUGGAGCCCCCGAAGAAGGAACCCCAGCAGGGUUCGGGAGCCGUGGAGAUGGAGAGUGUGUAA